Misgurnus anguillicaudatus (oriental weatherfish) is the source of this 2782-nucleotide messenger RNA. RefSeq names its product leucine-rich repeat neuronal protein 1. Gene Ontology annotation, molecular function: protein binding. Gene Ontology annotation, cellular component: plasma membrane. The record is from RefSeq and is a predicted model, not a curated record. NCBI's taxonomy places the organism in Eukaryota, Metazoa, Chordata, Actinopteri, Cypriniformes, Cobitidae.
UGAUCGCUUCAAAUGCGCGGUGAAAGAUGCAUCAGGGGAAGAUGCUGAUGUUGGCGCUGAUGCUGGAGAUGCGAGAAUCGUUUCAUACCAUAGACAACGUUUGAAUUCGCACAGAGAGGUUUAUUACGAUGGACGCGUGUGUGAUAUUUAGCAUAAAAUAAACAAACGCGAUAUUUAGUCAACUGCCUACAGCUGAAGCGACGAUAUUCUCACAUUAGCCCAACGUUACUACAAUCGCAGACAGUGAGACCGUGUUUCAGGUCCAUCCCACGAUCGCUGGAGGGCCGGAUGAGAAAGUUCCCGUCUUCCAUUUUGUAGAAAUCUUCCCUCCGACUGUCAGCCUCCAACUGGGCGCAGCACUCCAGAGAUCCUCAAUAUGGAGAGAAGUGCCAUUUCCACUUCACUGCUCACAGUCUGUUUAGUUUUGGCUGCGUGUCGCUGUUCCUCUGCGAUUGCCUUCUGCCCUGCCCAAUGUGUCUGCGAGACCCGCCCGUGGUACACGCCGCAGUCGGUCUACCAUCAAGCCAAGACCGUGGACUGCAACGAACUUCAUUUGAGCAAAAUCCCUUGGAAUAUAUCGAUCGAUACUCAGGUGCUGCUUCUUCAGAGCAACAACAUUUCCAGAGUAACCUCAGAACUCCAGAGUUUGGUCAAUCUCACAGAACUGGAUCUCUCACAGAACCACUUCACACAAAUCCAAGACGUCGGCUUGAAUAACCUAAGCCAACUUGUCACACUUUACCUUGAGGAAAACCAAAUUAAAGAGCUGCCAGAUUCGUGUCUGAAGGAUCUAGUGAACUUAGAGGAGCUUUAUAUUAACCACAAUCAGAUCUCUUCUAUCGGUCCCAACGCAUUUUCUGGCUUGGGAAACCUGUUGAGGCUCCAUCUCAAUUCAAACAAGCUGGUGGCGAUCGAUAGCCAUUGGUUUGAAGCCCUACCCAACCUGGAGAUCCUAAUGAUAGGGGAGAAUCCCAUUCUCGGACUGCGGGACAUGAACUUUCACCCCCUUUCUAAAUUGCACAGUUUGGUGUUAGCGGGAAUGGGACUCAGGGAAAUCCCAGAGGGUGCGUUCCGCGGAUUGGAGUAUUUGGAGAGUCUCUCGUUCUUCGAUAACAAGCUGACGGCCGUUCCGAGGAAAGCCCUCGCCGUUCUUCCCAGCCUCAAGUUUCUUGACCUCAACAAGAACCCAAUUGUCCGCGUACAGGAAGGUGAUUUCCGUGACUUUCCUCACUUGGAAGAGCUCAGCCUGAACAACAUGGAGGAACUGGUGGCGGUGGAGAGGGGUGCGUUCUCAAACCUUCCGCAGAUGGCCAAACUGGAGCUCUACAACAACCCCCACCUGUUUUUCCUAGACCGGGCUGCUUUCCUGAACAUGCGCAGCUUGCGCACCUUACUGCUCCAUAACAACGACCUCGCGUUAUUGCCCCGCGAGACUGUAUCUUCGUUUCCCAGUCUGGAUGAAAUCAGUCUCCAUAGCAACCCACUCAGGUGCGAUUGUCUUUCCAAUUGGGGGCCAGUCCUGGGCAACCAAUCGAGUCUCAAACUAUUAGAAUCCCAAAUAACUCUUUGUGCCUCCCCACCUCAUCUCAUUGGCCAGGCUCUACAGGAAGUGGUGUCUGCGAGUUGGAACGGGGCCACUAAUACCUGCCUGCCUCUAAUUUCCCCGCAUGCCUUUCCACCGCAGCUCAACGUCACCGUGGGCCAGUUUCUAACGCUCGACUGCUGGGCUGUGGCUGAUCCUGCACCACAGUUUUAUUGGGUGACACCCACCGGUGACAAAGUUACUUCUGAAUCAAUUUCACCAUCCUUGAACGAGGGCGAAGGAACCAAGAAAAAGCACCGGAUGCAAAACCAAGGAGCUCUCGAGAUCCCCCACAUCGAACCGGAGGAUGCCGGACUCUACACGUGCGUUGCUUGGAACGCCGAAGGAGCAGACACUCGGAGUGUCUCGGUGUAUGUUGAUAAAAUUAACUUCGGUGAUGGCGAACAUCGUACUGGCGGAGGUCAUCGCAGAGGGACGAACACCACGGGAUCCUUAAUAGUCCUGGCAAAAAUCGUCCAUGCCCAGUCCGUAGUGUUGGAAUGGAAGGUCCACCCAUCUGCUCUUUCCGCCAUCCAUGACGUGGCACAACCCAAGUGGCUAAGCGCCACCGUUAAGAUCGACAAUCCACAGAUUAGCUACACCGCAACGGUCCCCGUAGAUGUUCAAGAAUAUAACCUCACGCAUCUGCUUCCUUCCACGGAGUACCAGGUUUGCCUAACCAUGGCCGCCACCGAGCAAACCCAGCACUCUUGCAUCAACGUGACCACCAAAGAAGCCAGCUUUGCCGUGGAAAUGGUCGCCCAGCCGACCAACGUAGCCCUGGCAGCCGUCAUGGGUUCGAUGUUCGCCAUAUGCAUCAUGGCACUGCUGGUGUUUUACAUGGGACGGCGCAUGAAGCAGAAAUCUUGUCACCACUCUCUUAAGAAAUAUAUGCAGCACACGACCUCCAUCCCUCUGAACGAGCUUUAUCCACCACUUAUUAACCUCUGGGAGACGGAGACUGAAAAAGAGAAAGAGGGACCGGUCGACCCUCAAAACUCACAGAUAGACACCUCAAAAACAUACAUGUGGUAGCUGCACUGUUUUAAACAGUACCUUGUUGUACAUAAAGGACAAGAACGUAUUAUUGAUUCGUCAUUGUGAAAGAUAAAUGUAUUUUUAGAUGGUACCCUUCAACACCACCAAGCACACUUGGUUGCAACUGUGAUUCGUUCACACGUACAGGUAAAACAGAUACGU